Molecule: messenger RNA, 2890 nt
Organism: Blepharisma stoltei
Lineage: Eukaryota; Ciliophora; Heterotrichea; Heterotrichida; Blepharismidae
Source: the annotation of a GenBank genome assembly
AUGUUCAUAGAAGAUCAUAUAUUUCCAAAUUGGGGAAGACUACGUAUUCCACCCAAGCUAGAAUUCACUUCAAGUGAAGUAAAAGAAAUCCGCCGAAAGAUAAAAGAUACCCCUUACAAAGAACUUUUCGAUAAGUUUCCUCGGUUUUUUUCUCCCUGUGCAGCAUCAAAAUUCCUAGAGCAGCCACCUCUUAUCGCAGAACCUAUCCUAGAAGAAGGCAUUAAAGACAAAGUUGCAUUUAAAGGAAAGGACGGGAACGCUUAUACCGGACAAGUAGACGAGAAAAAUAGACGAAAUGGCUGAGGUUAUUUGCUAUUUGUUGAUGGAACUAUGCAUCAGGGCUUUUUUUAUGCAGGCGAUAUCAGAGGAAGAGGCAGAAGAUUUGACCUCAAUGGAGUUGUGCUACAAGGAGAUUGAAAAGGCAAUGUUUUAAAAGGAGAAGGGAUGAUUAUUUGGCCGAAUGGAGUUUCAUAUGAAGGCUAUAUAGAAGAUGGGAUGCCUCAUGGAGACGGUGUAGAAACUACUGACUCUCCCCUUUAAAUUGGAACAAAAUAUAGGUAGCAUUUUAAAACAAUUUUUUUAAUUUUUUAUAGGAGAAAAUAUACUAAAUUCCUGGGGAUAGCGCGGAAUACGCUAUCCCCAGGAAUUUUCUAUAUUUAUUUUUAUAAAAUUAGCUUUGCUUAAUUUAAUGGAAAAAGACAAUUAAAAUAUUAUUUAAACAGCUUUCAUGUUAAUCGCUUAAAUUUUAAAAUUAAUUCUUCAUAAAAAUAUAAAUAAUCUCAAAAAAUUGUGUCAAUUUUUAUUCAAAAAUGUUUUUUACAAAAUUUAACAUAAAAAUUACCCUCCUUUAAUAGGAGCAGGAAUUUUUGUUCCAAUUUAAGGGGCGAUAGUGAGGAAUACACUUAUAAUGGAAAUUUUAUUAGAGGAGAAAAAGAUGGGUAUGGGGAAUUAUUUUGGAAAGAUGGGUCUUGGUAUAAAGGAAUGUUUAAUAUACAAAAAAUCGAGGGGGAAGGGACUUAUCAUUGGGCAAAUGGAAAUGAGUAUGAAGGAGAAUGAUUUAGAAAUAAAAUGCAUGGCAAAGGAGUUUUCAAAUGGGCUGAUGGAAGAGUUUAUAAAGGAAAUUUUGCACAUGGAUAUAGAGAAGGUCAUGGAAAACUAGAAUGGCCCAGUGGGAGGAGAUAUGAAGGGUAUUGGGAAAAAGGGUUUUAUGAUGGGAUUGGGAUGGAAGUUAGGGAAGAUGGCACAACUUCUGAAGGAGUCUUUGUUUCUGGGCAGCUAGCACAGAAUUUCGACCCAGUUAUACCUGGAUCUGAUGAAGAAUUAAGCGAUGAUCAGAUUGACACAAAAGAGCUAUUUAAGCAAGUAGCUCCUUCUUAUGAAGACCUGCUAAAGAAAGCCAAUAUAUUAUAAAUUAAAUUAAGAUUCUUGUAGUCUUCCAGAUUUGCUGCCUCCAAUACUUUCGACCAACGCCAACCUUCUUUCCGGGUGGAAUUCAGCCGCUAUUUGGAACAAUCAUCUCAAGGAGCAGGGCUUGCACUGUAAUCCCUAAGGGUCUCUGCCAGCUAGAAUGACACCCUGUCAGUACGUCACCGGGUUAAAGGUUAGCCUGAUACCUCCUCGCGACCUUUGGGAGAGGUAGCAGGAAAAAAGAACCACUGCCCUCCGAAUCUGAGGAAAAAGACCCUGACCCAAAAAUCAUCGGAUAUCAAUGCUUGGACUGGAUGACCACCAGCUGACUCCCAAGGUCACCCACCCCAGACAGCCACAAAUAACAAGCUUAGGUUAGAAUCAAGGUAGUUUGAACCUUGAUUUAGGAUAUAAAGCUAUUUUGACGCACAGUGGUACGUUGUCAGUAAGGACAAAUUUUGUCGCUACCACAAUAUUAAUUAUAUCCAAUAUUAUAAGGAAAAUUAAGAAGCAGCCUUUAUCUGAUAUUUCUGGAAGCUUUCUAGAAGUAACUGAAGAAGACUUUACUGUAGAAGCUAAAAAAGAAAGAAAACAGAAGCUCAUUAAAGAAAUAAAAGAGAAAAAAACACAACAAAGAGACAAAAGACUUAAAUUAAGAAAAUGGGAAACUGAAGACCCCAGAAAAGCAUGUUUAUGGGACUUAGAAAGCCCUUUAAUUGACCAUCCUAUAUUUUUUAAAGCAUAUUCCCUCCACAAUGAAUUGCCUCCAUUUGAGUAUGAAGACCCUGACUAUGAAAUGCCUUUUGAUUUAAAUUUCAAUGAAGACUGAAAAGAUUUAGGAGCAGGAAAACUCUAUAAAGGCCAAAUGGACGACAAUGAGCAAGCCCAAGGUAUGGGGGUUCUUUUACAUAAAGGCAGAAUAUAUGAAGGAUUUUGAAGAGAUAAUAAAAGGUGUGGAUAUGGCCGACAAAUAGGCCCAAAGGGAGAUGUAUAUCAUGGGUAUUGAUAUGAUAACAUGAGGAGUGGAUUUGGCACAUAUGAAAUUAAAGAAAAAAAUUAUUCAUAUAUUGGAGACUGGGAAAAUGAUAUUUUCCAUGGCAGAGGGCUACUGGUAACUGAGGAAGCUGCUUAUGAAGGAGAUUGAAAAGAAAAUAAACAGCAUGGAGCAGGAUCACUGGUCUAUGAUGAUGGAAGAGUUUAUAAUGGCUCGUUCAAAGAUGGAGUUAUUGAAGGAUAUGGGUCUUUAAUCUGGCCAAAUGGAAAAGGAUAUGCAGGACAGUGGAAAAAUGGAGAAAUGAUUGGAAUUGGGACAAAAGUGACACGAAAAAUAAAAUCAUUGUACGCAAAUGGACUAGAAGAAUUUGCUGCAAAACACAGUUUUCAAGAAAAUUCAAUUCCAGAGUCAGUUGUCUCUGAACGUGACAUUCCUUAUGAAGGAACUACUGCUACAGGAGGCCCAACAACUUAUAUUGAUAAUUAUUAA